Penicillium taxi is the source of this 1296-nucleotide messenger RNA. RefSeq lists its product as uncharacterized. The coding region runs from base 1 to 1296 and encodes 431 amino acids. The record is from RefSeq and is a predicted model, not a curated record. Lineage: Eukaryota; Fungi; Ascomycota; Eurotiomycetes; Eurotiales; Aspergillaceae. The transcript is spliced from 3 exons.
AUGGCGCCGAUAUCAAUGAUCCAUGGUAGGUCAGUAAACAUCAACAAUCCGACCAGUACGGCCGAUUACUUCGCCGCACAAUGGGUGAACCCAGGGGACAUAUUUUCUAUUCUGCUACUUCUUGGCCCUGAAGUCAUCCAACAAGCAGUGGCACAGCUUGCGGGACGUCAGAUCACACCGGUGGCAUUUUCGUUCGGCUGGGUCGCCUAUGCAAUAAAGGCUCUACUUUCAGCUGUUGGCGAUGGAAAGUUGAUGCCACCGAUAGAGAACACAAGCAUGUUGAUUAUCGCUGCUGAAAGUGGCCAUAGCCGGACAACGACCUCAUGGGUUCUUGGCAGACUACUUCGAGAUACAAGUGAUAGACUGGAUGAAGAGAUGAGUGGUGAAGCUCCUCACCCAAGGACAGGGAGCUGGGAUACCUGGACUCCGUCUUUCUGGAGAUCCACGUUGGGAUUGGAGUCAAAAGUCAAACAACCUUCGAAACCAUGGGAAGCGCUUCGAAUAGCAGUCUAUGAGGUUUUAGAUGACGAAAACGUUGAGCAUGGGUUGCCUGAGAGAGACUGUAUUUGGCUUUCAGGCUUUGUGGUGAUUCUCGCUCAAUUAAUCAUUGCAAUAAUUCCGUGGAUAGUCAAUAAAGAGUGGGGAACCUUCAUGGUGACUUGCUAUGGCAACAUUCUUGCCCUGUCAGAAGGUUCACUGCCUCAGUGGAGGCGUGAGAAAUGGGCUUGUCCACGGAAAGGUAGCCCGACUAUCAUACUCACCGAAGGAAACGGCAGCCGCUUUGCUAUGGUUAUUCUAGGUAAAAAGAAUGUUGGUUUGAGUCUCGAGAUUUUAGCUCGCGGGACCAGAACUGCACCGGCGUCUCUAUUUACGAGGCUGGCUACAUCAUUCUUCGCCUUGAAUUGGAUUAUUCUUCUAAUACUAGCGACUGGCUUAAAGAUAGAUACCUGGUAUAUUCUUGCAAUUGGAGCACUUGGUAGUAUCCAUAAUAUUACUUGCGCCGCACGACCACGAAGCCCAGGUGCUCUUGGCAUUCAUAUUCGAGAAACUGGAAAGAUGAUAUGCGGAAGUCGUGUAGCAGAUGCUUUGAAAACUGCAGAGGAGCUCUAUCCCGGAGUUGGACUAUCUCUUGUCCCUGUAUUCUUCCCAGGGUCAAUGCGCAUUCAUGAGGCUGAGUUUGACUUUUGGAGGACAGCUCAGGAUCAGGUCAUGGCUCCCAAUCGAUGGGGCACACGUAUCGAUAGCCUGCCUCCUCUUAUAUCUGUCAAAUGUGGCUCAACGGGAUCUGGGAAAUAG